GAGACUGUACAGCAAUAAAUAACGACUUUGUUUGUCAAGUACGGGGCGUGUAUUUGGGGUCGUUUACUGUUCCUGGUGCUCGAAUGUAGCCCUUAAGCGUCAAACCUGAAUCCGCCGGUCGGGGAUCGCGAGCGGAGGACGCGCUGCUCACAGGCCGCCGGUAGGGGGCAGCACGGGCUCCCGUACGGAGUCCAAUAACAUCUCCGUGUGAACGUGGUAGGCGGUAUUUAAACAUAACAACACACGGAGGGUACAGAGUAAAGACCUACGGUGUCUGGCAGGAAAAGGGUCGGAGGUAACCAUGGUUACAAGACGUAACUGACCGUAACUGUUCGUUAUCUGAAUUUACGUAUAGCCAAUGGGCAUUUUUCUACAAGACUACACACAGUGACAGUUGCACGAUUGUCUGCGCAAAUUAAGAUAUGUCUACGUUCUACAUAUUAUGCUCUUUGGCCUUAAUGUACGGAAGAACAAAACCACGUCGUGUCUUAAUUACGGGAAAGCUAGCUGGCAAACGUUCGCCGCCCGCGCGCGCCUCAGGUGGCGUUCAGCGCAGUUUGAAUUUAUUAAAUGUCGUUUGGUACGUAGCGCAUUAUCUGUUACGGAUUUUAUGUAGCAUUCAGCUUUGCAAGCCAAGUAUUAUCGCUAAUAAUAUCACAGUAAUUUCGUUGAGAUGUACAAAUGAGGUCCUGAAAGGAUGAUAAAGUGUUUACCAGGAGAGGUGCAGGCAAAGCUGCGCUCAGGUGUGGCUAUGGUGUCCCUGCAGCAGUGUGUGGAGGAGCUACUCCUCAACGCCAUCGAUGCCCAGGCCUCCUGUGUGGCCGUCCGCCUUGACUUGGAUGGCUGCAAAGUGCAGGUCUUAGACAAUGGUUUAGGAAUGGACCGGGAUGACAUGGAGCGAGUUGGAAACAGGUAUUUCACAAGCAAGUGCAGCACCCUGGAGGACUUGGAGAACCUGCGCUUCUAUGGCUUCCGUGGAGAAGCAAUUGCCAGCAUUGCCUCACUAUCCACGCUGAUGGAGAUUUCCUCCCGGCCCAAACUCUCCGUUAAAACCUUUGUCAAAGUCUUUCGGGAGGGUGAGGCUUUGAAUGUGUUUGAGGCUGAGACCGGCAGACCAUCCUCAGGGACCACAGUGGUAAUCUGCAAUUUCUUCCAUGGUAUGCCUGUGAGAAGGAAGAGGAUGGACCCUGUUUUGGAAUGCGAACGCAUCAGGCAGAGGGUAGAGGCCAUCUCCCUUAUGCACCCCUCGGUCUCCUUCACUCUGAAAAAAGACUGCAGUGGAGCCAUGGUUGUGCAGAUCCCUAAGGCCAGGGACACGUACCAUAGGUUCACACAGAUUCAUGGCAUUGGGAGAGCACAGAAGCUUGGAGAGGUCAACUUCUGCCAUGGCCAGUUUCAAAUGAGUGGUUACAUUGGUAGGGAGGGUCACUACAACAACAGCUUCCAGUUUCUGUUUGUGAAUAAGCGGCUUGUUCUGAAAACCCCCAUCCAUAAACUGCUGAACUUGCUUUUGAAGAAGGUCUGCAGUGUGAGCCAGCUGAAUGGCAGCUCUGGAGUGUCGCAUGUCCUGGGCAGCCCAAAGCAGCGGCUGGGACCUGAGCUACAUGGAGUAUAUGUCAUUAAUAUUGAGUGCCAUUAUUCAGAGUAUGAUGUAUGCUAUGAGCCAGCAAAGACCCUCAUUGAGUUUAAAGACUGGGACAGUGUGCUCUUCUGUGUGGAGGAGGGGGUCAAGAAGUUCCUGACCACAGAGAACUUGAUCACUGAGAUUUCCCCGGAAGACAUUCAAGAUGGUUUUGGUGGACCGGUCAACCCAUGUAGCGCCAUGCCUUGUAUUACCAGAGAAUGCUAUGAGGGGAAGUUGUUGGCAUCCAAAGCUGUCUACAGGAGGUUUACUGAUAAUCCAAAUAAGACAGAAGAGGUGAGCUCAAUAAAUGAGCGUGCCGAUUAUUCACGUGCAAUUGAAACUGAUAAGAGUAACGUUGAGGCCGCAAGAACUAUGGAACAGAAAUGUCAGCCUGCCUCAACUAGUGUACCAUAUGUCCCAGGUGCAGUCAGUUCACAAACUGAAAACUGGCCAGAACUAUGCAAUAUGGACACCAGUACUGACACUUCAAUGCUUGAGCCUCUGAAGGAUAAUGCUCGGUGUAAGGAGGCAAGCCAUAAUGUCCAGUUCACAGACGGUGAUAGCCCUGUUUCAGAAAGUGAAAAUAUGCAUCACAAUACAAAUCCCGAAGGAGUGAAAGACUGGGAAAAUGAGAGAUUUGCCAUACAAAAAACUGAAACAGUAGAUCACACAGGUUGUAUAGAGCUACAGCUGGGCUCAGAGGGUUUCAUUAAACACAUAAUACCUCAGCUACAUACUACAGUGUUGCCCAAAGAACAGAUGCCAGGUUGGCUCAGGUUUCAUUCAUCUAGGCCAGUUCCUUCUCAACAACUUUUUCCUUUGAGCUCGACAUUCAAUGGCAGAAAUUUUACAGCAGUGAAGAAAUGUUCUGGACAGACUGGUGCUCUGAUGUCACAUACUGUUAAACAGCUGCCCAGUGUUGCAGAUUUUGAGGCCAAAGAAAAGCCUUUUGGUGCUACAAAGAGGAAGCUGCCGUUUAUAGCAGAGUCCAGUCUUUCAGAGGUUUAUGGGGGUGGAAACAGUGAUUUACCUGCAGUGAAGUCUAAGGUCUUCAAAGUGAUGCCACGUGCCAGAUUAUCUUUGCCAGUCCAGGCUGGCUCCCUGGACAGGUUUAGAAGAAUAUAUGGGAAUCAGAGAGAAACACCGGUACUCUCUGUGGAAACCAGUAACAGUCAAAUGGCUCUCGAUGUCAGUGCACCACAGGUGGGGCAUACCAUGGCAUAUACAGAACAGUGUUUGUCUUCUGCUGAAGAGGAUCUUCUAAGUGCCGCAAGUCCAGCAUGGGUGCAGGAUACUCCUGUCCUGCUUUCAAACCAUACCACACUUAAGCAUUCCUCUAUCCAGAGCUGGAGUAGUGAAAGCUCCCUAGCAGGCAAACUGUCACGCUUGAAGAACCAACAGACAGAGGACAAAAGCAGGGCUUUCAAACAGCCUCUUAGUGGUGUUCCAAACAGAGGUUGCUGUGACAAAGACAAGCUUAAUCAAGUUAAUAGAGAAGAACAGGCAACUAAUGAGCUCUUUCCUAUAUCCAGUGAUGUCCUAGAUUCCAAUGCUAAUUACAUGGAGACAGAUUUUGAAAGACGAGGUGAUGCAAACAGUUUCUCAGAAAUUGCCGAUGCCAAAUCAGGGAACUUUUGUGGACCAUUUUGCACUACAAGAGAUUUAUCCUCUCCACUCUUUCCAGUUAUAGAAAAAGAUGUGUCCCCAGCUCAGUCAGCCAGUGAGAUUAAGCAGGACCUUCCCUCAGGUGCAGAGUUCUGCACUGUUCUGAACACUUUUGGGGCAGUUGGAGAACCCAGUGGUGGUGAGGAAGCAGAAUCACGUGACUGGCAGGAACACUUUGACACCUCAGUGGGGAAGCUGAGCUACGUCAACAGAGUGACAGGAAUGAGCAAAUAUGAGGCCCCUCAUGUUGAAGACACCCAGGUCUAUUGUGUAAAAGAUGUCACCACCAUGGCAGUUAGUGUCAUGUCUAGAAAUGGCUUUGAGUAUCGAUGUUACCCAUUUCAGACAGAGCUAGUGUUGCCCUUCUUGCCGAGGUCCAGAGCAGAGAGAGUUCUUAGUACAGGCUCAGACAAUACAGGUGAGGUCCUUGCUCUAGUUCUAGUGAGUCCCCACAGAAAUGGUAGUACUUCUUUGAACAGCACAGUUAUGCUGUUUCUUUGUUUGCUUUCAGAAGCCCACCAGGGUGCCAGCUCUCUCUACUCUUUGUACUCGGACUGGGAAAAUCCAGUGUUUGUUCGCCCUCCAGAGGUUGCUCUAAACGUAACCAGUGCUCAAGCAGAAGGGCUUGCUGUGAAAAUCCACAGUGUUCUUUAUCCUUACCGUUUCACCAAGGACAUGAUCAGCUCCAUGAAGGUCAUUGAUCAAGUGGAUAAGAAGUUUCUUGUUUGUUUGAUUAACACCAGAGACCAAGGGAAUACUGCAGGCGGUGACACUGAAGGAAACCUGCUGGUGCUGGUGGAUCAGCAUGCAGCUCAUGAACGUGUCCGUCUGGAAAGCUUGGUGGCAGACUCAUAUGAGGAAGACCCUGAGGUUCCAGGCCAGAAGCAGUUGUGCUCCUCCAUCGUGACCCCACCACUCCAGGUUGACAUCACAGAAGAGGAACAGAGGCUGCUCAGGUCCUGCCAGCCAUUCCUCAAGGGUUUGGGGCUGGAGGUGACCUUUGUGGAGGUGGGGGAGCCUCGAGCACUGGUGUCAAAGGUACCAGUGUGUUUUGUGGAGAAGGAAGCCAAUGAGCUGCGUCGUGGAAGACCAUCCGUUGCUAAGGCCGUAGUGGAGGAGUACAUUCGGGAACAGUUUGAGCUACUGCGAUCCACAGGCCGGGUUCGAGGAACACUGCCAUUGACAGUCCUCAAGGUUCUGGCCUCACAAGCCUGCCAUGGAGCGAUUAAGUUCAACAACCACUUGAGCAGAGAAGAGUGUUGCAGACUGGUGUGCGCUCUCUCUGCCUGCCAGCUGCCCUUCCAAUGUGCCCAUGGCCGACCCUCCAUGGUUCCCCUGGCAGACCUCCUCCACAUCGACACCCAGGAACCUUCAAAACCAAACCUCGGGAAACUCCGGAAGAUGUAUCGAACAUGGAAACUCUUCGGAAACCAUAAAGAAAGGCAUCCACUAUGAGAUGAAAUUGCACAAACUACUGUUGUUUUUGAGUUCGGAGCUGAUUUUACAGAAGAAAGUUCCAGAACAACUACCGGCACCAGUGUUUCACCUGUGGCGA
Molecule: messenger RNA, 4844 nt
Organism: Scleropages formosus (Asian bonytongue)
Lineage: Eukaryota; Metazoa; Chordata; Actinopteri; Osteoglossiformes; Osteoglossidae
Gene: mlh3
Product: mutL homolog 3 (E. coli)
Exons: 13
Coding region: 698-4744 (1348 amino acids)
Biological process (GO): mismatch repair
Cellular component (GO): mismatch repair complex
Molecular function (GO): ATP binding; ATP hydrolysis activity; mismatched DNA binding
Source: RefSeq, a predicted model, not a curated record